UGAUCAUGGGGAGCCAGGAGGGGGAGGCCAAGUCGACGGCGAGCGUGACGGGCGUUCUGCCGAUGGUCGAGGUCGCCAGUCUGAUGGAGAAGGCCAAGUUCUACACUUCCCUCUGCCUCGGGACGACCGCGAUUCUCGCGGUAUUCGCCUUCCUUUUCCUCAUACCGUUCGUCGUCGAGCCCGCGAUAUCGACGAUACUCGCCGACUUCUCGCCCCACGCCGUCGCCUGCGUCGCCACGGACCACGUCUACGCCGAGGGCCUGAGGAACUGCUCCUGGGCCAGCUGCAGGGAGGGUUGCACCAGCGCCGCUCUCCGCUGCCACCAGAUCAGGGUGAAUUACUCGAGGGUGCCGUACGAGGAAUUCCUCGCUAAACCGGCCGGCCUGAUCCCCUGGGACGUGGCCAACACGAAGUUCUUCGUCAACACCGAGGGGUGCGGAUACCCGCCGAGGGUUAACUGCUCGGAGUUCGCGAGGAAGUUCGGAUACGGAAACAUGGGAAAGAUCUUUCCGUGCUUCUACAGUCGGACGCAUCCGGAAACCGUCGUCGCCAGGUACUCGUGGGACGAGAAUCUGAGGCAUCUCGUUAUGGCCCUCGUAGCUCCGAUCGUCCUCUUCGCCGUCUCCCUCGGCGUGCUUUGCUACUGGUACUGCCCGCCGAUCGGACGAAGAUGCGGAAGCCCGGGACGACCGUUGAUCGACAAGUAUGCGAGGAAGGAAGAUUUUUGCCAAUAUACAGCAUCCUCGCUGAGGACGAAUUCGAGGAAGACGAAGAGGAGUACUGACUGCUGCCAAGGGCUCAUCCCCCAGCGAGGGAAUGACGCCGAUCACGUCGAACAGAGGGAAGAUUUUAUUCUACGAACAGUAUACUUCGCUUCCGAUCCAAUGUCAAGUCCCGCAUAUCUUUACGACGAUUUUGCUCAGGUAUAUAACGAUCGUCGAGAAUUGUCUGCAACGCGUAGGAAAAAACAUUCUUCUCGCUUGCUAAUUUUCGAAUUAUACAAUCUACGAAAAUAAUUACUUGGUAAUAAUCCACUCUCUACAAUCUCUCAAGCCUCAUCUUUUUUGAUAAUUCUGCAUAGACCAGGUGCUUUUUUCUCUAUAUGAUAAAUUGUGCGAGCGAAAUCCGCGAACGAUUAGAAAUCGUUCGACACAGCUUUGGAUUUUUAUAAUAGAGCAAGUUUGACCGCGGGCAGUGUACGAUAUAAAUCUAUAGUAAAUUCGGACUCAAUCAUCUACCAGUAUUCCAAUUAAUUCUUAAAUGUAAAUUACAUAGAAUCGUAAAACCCGAUCUAGAUUGGCCUUCGUCUGAGGAAAGAAGCAAACAAAUGAAGUUAAUUAUUUCAAUUAGUGUUUGUAUGAAAACUAUAAUAAUAUACUGGACUGCACUUACUCACGCCAUUUUUAUUCUGUUAAAUAUUAAUAUCAAUACCUAAUACGAUAUUAUAACGUAUUGAAAGAAACUGACGCUCACAGAGUUUAUCGAAUUACACAGGAAUUAUAAUACUUCGAGUCUUGUUGUAGUUAUAAAAAAUAAAAAAUAAAAAUAUAGCGCACGAUUUUCAACUGACAUUGUAUAGUAUAUAUGGGAGGCUUAGAGUGAACAUAGCUGCACAGUAUCGCGAAUUUUGCUAGAUAAAUUUGAAGCAUGAAGAAUAUAUACAAUGAUAAUAAACCAAGUAAAGACGCUGUGAGCAAAAUGAACGAAUCGCGCGAUUGUUGCCUUGUGAUUUCUUUCUUUUUUUUUUUUUUCUUCUUUACUUUCACG
Messenger RNA from Neodiprion fabricii, 1767 nucleotides. It is a transcript of the gene Teh2, whose product is annotated as protein tipE. The record is from RefSeq and is a predicted model, not a curated record. Gene Ontology annotation, molecular function: sodium channel regulator activity. Gene Ontology annotation, biological process: regulation of sodium ion transport. NCBI's taxonomy places the organism in Eukaryota, Metazoa, Arthropoda, Insecta, Hymenoptera, Diprionidae. The transcript has 4 exons. The coding region runs from base 6 to 1016 and encodes 336 amino acids.